CGAAGCCUCAGUAACACGGAGGAUGAGUGUUCCCACCUGAAGGAGAUGAAUGAGAGGAACCAUGAAGAGCUCAGAGAACUGGCUAAUAAAUACAACGGCGCUGUCAACGAGAUCAAGGACCUCACUGACAAGAUAAAGCUGGCAGAGGGUCGUCAGGAGGAGUUGACUCAGAGGGGUCAGAUGGAGAAGAAGGAACUGCAGCUUUGUAUUGAUGAGAUGGAGGAGAAGGAACAGGCUCUACAGGCCCGCUUUGAGGCCUUACAGGCUGAUAACGACUUCUCUAACGAACGCCUCACUGCCCUGCAAGUUGGUUUAGAACAGCUGCAGGAGAAAAGCAUCAAGGACAACAACAGUUUAGGUGAGUGGCGGUCUGG
Molecule: messenger RNA, 374 nt
Organism: Oncorhynchus masou masou (cherry salmon)
Lineage: Eukaryota; Metazoa; Chordata; Actinopteri; Salmoniformes; Salmonidae
Product: sarcolemmal membrane-associated protein-like
Exons: 3
Source: RefSeq, a predicted model, not a curated record